AUGCCGAUGCUCCGCGAACCGUGGAAGAAAUACCGUCAAUUCAAGCCCCUCAACCUACCCAACAGGCAGUGGCCUACCCGCACCAACGACAAGCCGCCACGGUGGCUGGCCACGGACCUGCGCGAUGGCAAUCAAUCCCUCGUUGACCCUAUGGACGGCGAGCAGAAGCUACGUUUCUUUAAGAUGCUCGUGGAGCUAGGUUACAAGGAGAUUGAGAUCAGCUUUCCCUCGGCAUCCCAGACCGACUUCGACUUCACGCGGCAUCUGGUGGAGACCAAGGGUGUGGUGCCGGACGAUGUGUACCUGCAGUGCCUGAGUCCGUGCCGCGAGGAUUUCAUCAAGAAGACGGUGGAGAGCUUGGCUGGGGCGAAGAAGGCGAUCCUACACCUGUACUUGGCCACCAGCGAGUGCUUCCGGAGGAUCGUCUUCGGUAUGAGUGAGGAGGAGAGUAUCGCCUUGGCGGUCAAGUGCACCAAGUAUGCACGGAGUAUUACCAAAGAUGACCCCGCACAGCAAGGGACGGAGUGGCUGUACGAGUUCUCACCGGAGACGUUCAGCGACACAAGCCCGGAGUUUGUGGUGCGCAUCUGCGAGGCGGUAAAGGAAGCAUGGGGCCCGGAUCCCGAGAAGGGCGACAAGCUCAUUUUCAACCUUCCCGCGACGGUUGAGAUGAGCACGCCCAACGUGUACGCGGAUCAGAUCGAGUAUUUCUGCACGACCAUGACCGAGCGCGAGAAGUUUGUGGUCAGUGUGCAUCCGCACAACGAUCGCGGAUGUGCGGUGGCGGCGGCCGAGUUGGCGCAGAUGGCGGGCGCGGAGAGAGUCGAAGGCACGCUGUUUGGCAACGGCGAGCGGACGGGGAAUGUUGAUCUGGUCACGCUGGCCUUGAAUCUGUAUACGCAGGGCAUCUACCCGGAGAUCGAUUUCAGCGAUAUUGGAAAGGUCAUCCGGGUGUGCGAGGAGAGCACCAAGAUUCCCAUUAAUGAGCGAUGGCCGUAUGGUGGGCAGCUGGUGGUGUGUGCCUUCAGUGGCAGCCACCAGGAUGCCAUCAAAAAGGGCUUUGUCAGUCGUGACAAGGCCGGGUUGGGCAGUGAAGAUCCAUGGCAGAUGCCCUACUUGCCGUUGGAUCCGCAGGAUAUUGGGCGAAAUUACGAGGCCAUUAUCAGAGUCAACAGCCAAAGUGGAAAAGGAGGAGUGGCAUGGGUCAUCCAGAGAAGUCUGGAGCUAGAUCUACCAAGAGGUUUGCAGGUUGCAUUCAGCAGGAUUGUGCAGAAAGAGGCCGACGCGAAAGGGCGAGAGCUUUUGCCUCGGGAAAUUCAGGUCUUGUUCGAGGAGGCGUACCACCUGAAGAAAAACCCACGUUUCACCCUCAUCGACUACAACAUUUCAGCGGUGCGGCAGGAGAAGAAGCCAGACCAAGUCAGUUCGGAAGGACAGCCGCCACAAAAUACGACCAAUACACCAACAAGCAUUGGCAGCAAAAGACAAUUCGCUGGCAUUGUCGCCAUUGACGGCGCGCAGCACCCGAUUGUUGGUCAAGGCAAUGGUGCCAUCUCGUCUUUGGCCAAUGCGCUGCACUCUCUAGGCAUCGAUCUGGAUGUCGCCGACUACCACGAGCACGCCAUCGGUGGGGGCAAGAAUGUACGAGCGGCGACGUACAUAGAGUGUACGGCGACCAACUCACACGAGAAGGUGUGGGGUGUGGGCAUCCAUGAGGAUGUUGUUCAAGCCUCUUUGAUUGCGUUGUUGAGCGCUGCGUCUUCGUUCCUGUCCUCUCGGGUGUCAACGCCAGUACCCUUCCGACCGAAGCAUAUGAGGAACUUUUCUGAAGCUGAGCUGGAGGCUCUCGACAGGCUGAACAGCAGCCCCACGGGGGCAUCCACCCCUAAUUCACCAUUGCGCCUGGGCGGCGUGACAGAGAAAAAGGUCGAUCUGGAGAAGUUGGAGAAAGCCGCUGAACAUGGAGUCAACGGGAACUCUUGA
This is a messenger RNA of Cyphellophora europaea CBS 101466, 1983 nucleotides long. RefSeq names its product 2-isopropylmalate synthase. The coding region runs from base 1 to 1983 and encodes 660 amino acids. Gene Ontology annotation, cellular component: mitochondrion. Gene Ontology annotation, biological process: L-leucine biosynthetic process. NCBI's taxonomy places the organism in Eukaryota, Fungi, Ascomycota, Eurotiomycetes, Chaetothyriales, Cyphellophoraceae. The transcript has 3 exons. The record is from RefSeq and is a predicted model, not a curated record. Gene Ontology annotation, molecular function: 2-isopropylmalate synthase activity.